AUGUGUCCACGUGAUGUUCCUUCAUUUAUUGAACUUGCACUUGAAAUUCAAAGAAUCAAAAAAAUUUGUCUGGUAUGUUAUAAUGAUAUAUGUGGAGAUGUAUGUAUUUGUCAUAAUUGUCCAACAUCAGAUGAUUCUAAUAUUACGAUUAUUAAUGAUUCUGAUUUAAUGUCUAUUUAUUUAUCAUUAUCGGAAAAAUUGUACAUAAUCAUGGUUUAUGGUCAACGAACUGAAGCCAGAGAGGUGCACGUGAAGAAUGUCGACGUGUGUGAAGAAACAAAGAAGAAAUUCAAAAGUUGA
Molecule: messenger RNA, 300 nt
Organism: Rotaria socialis
Lineage: Eukaryota; Metazoa; Rotifera; Eurotatoria; Philodinida; Philodinidae
Source: the annotation of a GenBank genome assembly